AUGGCAGAAGAAAAGAAUCAACUUUCUCAAGUCUCACAACAGAAAUAUUCUAGAUAUAGAUCUGUAAGACCUUUACCAUCAAAUACCGAUCUCAAUACCCCCAAACAGGAUGUCCAACAAAAUCAAAGUACCUCCUUAUCAAGGACCAAAAGUAUGUCCAGAUAUCGACGACCGAAGUUGGCCCUUAAAUCCGAAGAUUCGCCCGUUGUGCCCUCAGUACCAGAAUCGCAUGGCCCAUCCAGUCCCCCAAAUUCCACUGCGAGAGUUCUAACGACAAGGCGAACCAGUGAUCCAGUUGAUUCUGCGACUGGCCUACCAUCAAACUAUGCGAAUACUAGACGCCCCAUCCCAAAGCGAUCGCAAACACAUUUGGGUGCGACGGGACAAUCACAGGACUACAAUGAGCGACAAGAGAGUUAUGACUUGAAUUACAGUAGUGAUAAUGGCACAAAUCAACACAAAAUCCUCUCUCCUUCGCAUUCCCCUCCACCACUUUCACUUCCUGUUCAGUUGAGCGAUGAGGAGACGGAGAAGAUCUUGGCAGAGCAAAAGCGCAAGGAUUUGGCACGAUUGGAAGCAACAUUGGAUGCAGCCGCAAAUGAUGCGGUCAAAAGCCCCCCUCAAAAAUUCGGAUUCUUCAGCAGUAAAAGACGUGCUACUACUACUACUACUACUACUACAACCAAUCCUAUCCCACCUGCUCCAUUGAGCAAUAUUGCAUCAAUACAGCGCGCAAUCGCUGAUGGACCACCCAGAAUUGAAGCGCCAGUUAUAAAUCCUAUUGGUAUUCAACAGGGUGGGGGAGGGGUAGUGCCGCAAACUGAUGCCCCAAUCUCAGCAUCAAAUGCGCCAGAGAGGAGAGUUUUGAUUCGUUGCAAACAGUCAUCAAUCAACCUACCUGUCGAUGCAGAUACGACGCCUAUUGAUAUUAUGAAUUCCGCUGCAAACAUCAUGUCGGCUGAUAUCAAUCCACGUACAGCUGUAUUACUGGAAUCAUAUACAACCCUUGGUCUAGAGCGUAAAAUUCGUCGCUACGAACAUAUUAGAGAUAUAAUGAAUUCUUGGGACAGAGAUACACAAAAUGCUCUUAUUGUGGAGGCCUCCGAUCUUUCUGGUUACAAUGAAGAUCUAGAAGCGUCAUCUGUACCCAAUGAUGCACCUCCAGAUGUUACCGUGCAGCUUUAUCAUUCCCAAAAACCCGGUAAAUGGAAUAAACGCUACAUUACGCUACUUUCUUCUGGUCAAAUAUUUGUUUCCAAAAAGUCGGGAAUGGGUCUGAAUGAUAAAGACUCAAUGAACAUUUGUCACUUGUCUGAUUUCGAUAUUUACACUCCAACAGCACAACACAUUAGGAAAACUCUUAAACCUCCUAGGAAGAAUUGCUAUGCUAUUAAGAGUCAACAAAAAACCUCAAUGUUUUUGAGUACGGAGAAUUUCGUGCAUUUUUUCUGUACUGAUGAUCAAAUUGCGGCAAAUGCAUGGUACUCGGCUGUUCAAAAAUGGAGAAGUUGGUUUUUGGUGAACAAGAAGGGUGAAGGUCAGAAAAAAGCUACAAAGGCUGUGAAAGCGAUGAAAGCAAGGAUCCCAUCAAAGUCUGGAACUGGAGUCAGAGGUGCCCAAACACAUAGAAUAAACGUUUCAGUGGAUGAAGAUCCAUAUAUGAUUGGAUCAUUCAAACCCUUACUUGACAUGGAUCGUUUCGACAGAUCAGAAGCAGAUGAUUCCACAACCGAGGAUGAGAAACCCAAGCAAGUUCCUUUCCACUUACGAAAUACAUCUAUAGUAGCACCACUCCCUCGGCCCGCGAAAAAUGGACCACCGGUAGCUUACCGAGCACCACCUCAAGAAGAUGAAUUUGCAUCGGGUGGAUUGUUAGGAAGAACAUAUUCCGUUCGACAGAAAGCGCAACAGGAGCGGGAGAAUAGCCUCAAAAAUGGGUCUUUCACAGAUGGAUCGACACUCCUAAAUGGCAACGCUCAAUCCCGAAGCCUUUCCAUGCCUGCAAAAUCCAAACGUCCUGAAACUGCCAAUGCUGCUAAUACCAGUCUCCAACGCAGUCCAAGUAGUAAAAAGCCUAAACCCCUACUGGAUUUCACACCGCAAUUUGAGGAGGCUCCUCAGUGGAAUAGAAAGGGAAAGGGACAUGGUGUAACGGCUCCUACUGGAUUGUUAUUAGUUGAGGCGGCUAAUACACCGGAUACGGGAUUAAUUGAAAUUCCGAAAGCGAAUAUGGUGUUUAGGAGAGAUACGACUAGUCAGAGACCAAGGACAAGUGCGAAUGGAAGGGAUAGAGAUCAUUCGGGAAGUAGAGAUCCGUUUGUUAGAGGAGGGUUGGUUAGUGGAGGUGGAAGUGGAGGUGGAAGGAGCGGAGGACGUGGUUCAUUGACGAAUAGUGGGAAGGAUAGAGGAAGGAUGGGAUAUGAGUGA
Messenger RNA from Sclerotinia sclerotiorum 1980 UF-70, 2427 nucleotides. RefSeq lists its product as hypothetical. The record is from RefSeq and is a predicted model, not a curated record. The transcript is spliced from 2 exons. The coding region runs from base 1 to 2427 and encodes 808 amino acids. Lineage: Eukaryota; Fungi; Ascomycota; Leotiomycetes; Helotiales; Sclerotiniaceae.